AACUACUCUGAAGAGAAAGCGAAAAUUAGAAAUCGGGAGAGAGAGAGAGAAAUGAACGGCAGAGACGACGAAAAGGGUUUGGUAUGGAAGCUACCGAUAGUUAAGACGAAGCAAUUGGGGAAGAUUGGACCUGCUUUUGGACUUGGCAUAGGCUGUGGUUUUGGUCUCGGAAUCGGCCUUAUUGGAGGCACUGGCUUUGGUCCGGGGCUUCCUGGGUUGCAACUGGGUUUUGGUUUCGGUGCUGGGUGUGGAAUUGGUCUUGGUUUUGGCUAUGCUGUUGGAAGAGGAAUUGCUUAUGACGACCACCGUAAAUACUCUAAUGUUGGAAAGCUCUUCAACGGCCAUGCCAAUUUCCCUAAUCAGGACGAGGUAGGGGAACUCAUCGAUGAGCUUGUUGUGAACACCAAAAAGCUAAUCAAAGCAACUACACAAGAGUUGGACAAGUGGAGAAGGUCCUAAUUUGUGCCGUUCCCUUUUGUACACAGCUCACUCCUUGUAAUGUACAUGCUAAUUCUUAAGUAGCUUAGCUCCUUGGAGCGAAGGCGUCCCUGAUCUAGAAGUAUAUUAUGUAAAUCGAUAAAAUUAGCUAGUUUCUAGCCGAAGGUUUAGAUGCUUUGUCUAAGUGGAUAUAAAUAAGCAUUCUGUCUCUGAUAUUUCAUGUUUGAUGUUAUUGGUGUCGA
Nicotiana attenuata is the source of this 680-nucleotide messenger RNA. Its product is annotated as protein TRIGALACTOSYLDIACYLGLYCEROL 5, chloroplastic. The transcript has 3 exons. Lineage: Eukaryota; Viridiplantae; Streptophyta; Magnoliopsida; Solanales; Solanaceae. The record is from RefSeq and is a predicted model, not a curated record. The coding region runs from base 52 to 459 and encodes 135 amino acids.